CAACAAAGAAACACAAUUGUUGAAUCCAAAAUUCAUUAUAUUCUCUCAAUAAUUUGAUAAUAGAGAGUUCACAAUUUUAUUUUUAUGAAAGUUAUUAUCCCAAUUGUUAUAUAUUUGUUCUUGAAUUGGUUUGUAUGUGUGUGUGUGUUUUAAUUUUCUAAUCAGCGGAUCAUUGGCUGGUUAUAAUUAAUUAGUUUGAUUUACUUAUAUUUAUUACAUGGAAGCACGAAUAAUUAACAGGAACUCGUCGACAUCGACGACAUCCUCCGAGUCAUCCUCGUCGGAGUCAUCUUUAUCUGCCGGCGGCGGCAAGGUGGCUCGAGACGGCCGGAAGAGGCUGGAGAGGAUAAAAGGGCCGUGGAGUUCGGAGGAGGACAAGAUCCUUACCCGGCUGGUGGACCGGUACGGCCCAAGAAACUGGUCCUUGAUUAGCAAGUACAUAAAGGGCCGGUCCGGGAAGUCUUGCCGGCUCCGGUGGUGUAACCAGCUCAGCCCCACCGUGGAGCACCGCCCCUUUUCUCCGGCGGAGGACGAGACGAUCAUGGAGGCCCAUUUGAAGUACGGGAACCGGUGGGCCACCAUUGCCCGGUUGCUCCCUGGCCGGACCGACAAUGCCGUCAAGAACCACUGGAACUCCACGCUGAAACGGAGAUGCGAACGGCAGUUGAGUCAGAGACACAAUAAGACGUUUAGCUCGACGGAGGUCUCUGACGGCGUUAACUCGUCGGCGUGCGUUAAUGUCAACGCCGGAGAUGGUCAACGGGUGAAUUACUCCUCCGCCGGCAGUUAUAACAAUAACAAUAACAAUAACAAGGUGUUUCCCAUAGUUUUGGGCCACCUGAGAGAGUACGAUGAUGAUCCGAUGACAGCGUUGUCACUGGCGCCGCCGGGAUUGGGCGGACGCGUGGUGCCGGAGAAGCGGUCGGAGAGUUUACCGGCGGAAUUUUGGGAUGUGAUGAGGGAGGUGAUAGCUAAGGAAGUGAGGGAGUACGUGACGUCAUCAUUUUCCGGGCCGCCAACUGGCUUUCAUUAGGAUGCCCGUUUAAUCAAUUAAUUAAUUAAGU
Messenger RNA from Cuscuta campestris, 1064 nucleotides. Lineage: Eukaryota; Viridiplantae; Streptophyta; Magnoliopsida; Solanales; Convolvulaceae. The record is from the annotation of a GenBank genome assembly.